Messenger RNA from Moneuplotes crassus, 975 nucleotides. NCBI's taxonomy places the organism in Eukaryota, Ciliophora, Spirotrichea, Euplotida, Euplotidae. The record is from the annotation of a GenBank genome assembly.
AUGUUCGAGCAAAUAUUUGUAAUUGUUAUAUGAAUUCUUGCCAUUCUCUAUGCCACAUCGAUCCAUAAGAUUGAAGAAGGGCAUGUUGGAGUUUACUUUAGAGGUGGAGCUUUGAUGAAAGAGAUUACUGAGCCAGGGUACCAUCUCAAACUUCCACUCAUCACUGAUUAUCAUGAAGUUCAGAUCAGUGUUCAAACAGAUAAAGUUACUGAAAUCCCUUGUGGAACUUCUGGAGGUGUUUUAGUUCAAUUUGAAUCCAUUGAAGUAGUGAACAGACUCAAGAAAGAGCUGGUUUAUGAAACUAUCAAAAAUUAUACAGUAGAAUAUGACAAAACCUGGAUCUUUGACAAGAUUCAUCAUGAGAUCAACCAGUUUUGCUCAAAGAAUACUCUGCAAGAUGUCUACAUUGACAAGUUUGAUGCACUUGAUGAAUCUCUGCAAGAAGCUUUGUCUCAAAGUCUAGAGAGUUGGGCUCCAGGAAUAGAAAUCAUCUCUAUCAGAGUUACCAAGCCCAUCAUUCCAAAACAUCUGUUGAAAAACUAUGAAGCCAGAGAAAGUGAGAUGACAAAGCUCGCUUUUGAAAUUGAAGCCCAAAAAGUCAAGGAGAAGCAAGCAGAGACCAAGAAAAAAGAAGCUAUGAUCAAAGCUCAGACUGAGGCUGAAGUCAGCAAGAUUGAGAUGGAGAAGAAGAUCACUGAAAAGGAAGCCAACAAGAAGAUAGCUCUGAUCGAAAAUGAAAUAGAACUAGAAAACAAGAAGACUGAAACAGAUGCAAGAUAUUACAAAGAGAUUAAAGAGAUUGAGGCUAACUCUAAAAGACUGACUCCUGAAUUCCUCCAGUAUGCUCUUAUCCAAGCUAUCAAUAACAACACCAAGAUGUACUUCGGAGACAGUAUUCCUAAAUAUAUCGGUGAAAACAUUGACGUAAUGAGGAAGCAGCUUGAGAAGGGAGAGAAACAGAGUUCACCUCCUUAA